This is a messenger RNA of Folsomia candida, 3241 nucleotides long. Its product is annotated as inhibitor of growth protein 3. Gene Ontology annotation, cellular component: transcription factor TFIID complex. The transcript has 6 exons. NCBI's taxonomy places the organism in Eukaryota, Metazoa, Arthropoda, Collembola, Entomobryomorpha, Isotomidae. Bases 534 to 2471 code for a protein of 645 amino acids. The record is from RefSeq and is a predicted model, not a curated record.
UCUUUCCGAGUUCGUUCCAGGUUUCCUUCCACCAUUUCAGUCAACGCUCCCUCCGUCAAGUGCAAGGUUCCCUCAAAUCCGACUCCCAAAGUUUUAAGUUAUACACACUUUACAUAGAUUUUAUCAAAAAUUCCACAUUCUAGAGUUUCUCAAAUUCUUAGUUGGAAUAUUACACAUGGACAAUUUAAGUCGAUUACAACUUAAUAAAGCAAGUCUUCUUCAACAACAAGUUGCACAGUGAGGAAUUCGAGUGAUAAGUUGGAAAUGAGUUGGGCAUCUAAAGUGCCAGGAUCGGAAUCAAAUGAUUGGAUAUAUAUACACUGAAUAAGUGAUAUCUGUUUGUUUGUGGACAUCGUUAUCUGUUAUCGUUCAUCACGAAUCAGCAUCACACGAAGCACAUUUUUUGCCCAGUGUAUUUUACAACAGUGAAUUUUUCUUUAAUCCCAAAAGUUUUCGCUGUACGAAAAGACCAUUGUUGUUUGUGUGUUAAAGCUGAGUUACAAAAAUAAAAACCAAUUUGUGUUGGUUUUAUUAUGAACGUAGUGCACCAAGCUACAGAUAAAAAGCAUCAAGGAUCACCUCCAAGCCAGUUUCAAAACAUUUGUAAAAUAUGUAAAAAACUGUACUCUGAUAAAGCCGGACUAAUGGAUCAUCAACGCCAACAGCAUUCUCAUCAACCUUCAAUCUCAAUCGCACAGCAAAUUCAACGAUUGCAGAUGAAUCGUCUCAAUCGGGAUAUGCAAAAUAAACCUCAAGUGUCAAAUGGAAGUGGAUCCCGAGUUGAGAGUUAUGAAACACUUCAGAAACCUCCACCAAACCUGAUGAAGCCAAAAUUGCAGUCAUCUAGAAAACAACAAUUCCACAGCCCAAACGGAGAGUCUUUCCUCAGAUCGGAUACUGAUAACCGUGAAGAACAUGGUGAAGAGUUAUGGCCAAAAAGGUCCAAGAAGGAUGACGACCCACCCAACAUAAUCAGUGGGACGUUAGCAGCGGCAACCGCAGCUUGUUAUUCCCCUCAGCCUGGGGGUAGCAACAAUAACUCACCCACUACAUCCAACGGAAGUGGACCCUCUACUCCUCAGUUGAAGCCUGUUACUUCCACGCCCCCAGUAGUAGCUGCAGCAGCUUCUACUUCCUCGUCCCCUGUAGUACAAACUAAAGAACAAAUUUUCAAGAGCAAACUCAGCCCACAACUUCUUUCAAAAAUUCAACAAAACAUGAGCAAUGCAGGACAUGUCGUAGCUAACAAGAAUCAGCCCAUGUCCCCAAAUGGUAAGGGGGUCACCAGGAUGCCCGUACCUAAACUAAUGUCGCGAACAAAGGCUCAGUAUCAACUCCUCCGGUCUCAAGUUCAAAGACCAAAGCCAAAACCUGGAGCCGGUGUUGCAGCAGUAAUUCCCAAAAACAAUGAAGAACAACCAAGUGGAAUUGCUGUAGCACAGCCACAACGACCAACUAAUGUCACUUUCAAUCCCACUGCAUUUCAGGCUAAGACUAAUCCGAAGCUUGGCUCAAAUUUGCAGAAAGCGGAUGGAUUGUCGACGAUCACGAUACAUAAGCAGCAAUUAAAGCCACCAGGUGUGGUUGUUGGCGGAGGUAAUAAAGCUACAAAGUUGCCACCACCCACAACGGUUGUGGCAAUAAGAACUGCAAGCUUGUUGGAUUCGGUGGCGAAAAAUCAGCUUGGCCUUGGGGCUAGACGUGGAGGGGCAACCGUGAAUUCGCUCCGAGGAGGACGUGGGAGAAGCGAAGCCAUUGCAUCAGCACGAGGAGGCCGAGGGAAAACUGCUGUUGGUACAUUGCGACGAGAAACUCAACCCCCAUCUCCAUCGCAAUCUGGUGGAGAAUCAGGGUCCGACUCGGAUGAAUAUGGUUACUCCACCCCGUCUCCUCCUCCCACUAAAACAUUUCGAACAUCUAAAUCAGUGUCUCCUGCUGCCAGCCGUGGGAAGAAUAAAACAAACAACAAACCAUCGCCAAGAAAUACUUCGACAACAUCUCCUCAAAAAAAGAAGGAAGUAGGAGACGAAAGGGUUUAUGGCAAGGACUACAAGUGUCCAGCCAUGGACAAGGUUGCAUCUUACCUGACGAAAAAGGGGGAACGAAUUUGGAUUUGUCUGGUUUGCGAAGAGCCUGAGCAAGAAAUUAGUCGAGGGCCUAUGAUUUGCUGUGACGGUUGCGAUGAUUGGUACCACAUGGCGUGUGUAGGCUUGGAUGAUGAACCUCCAGAAAACGAAAAAUGGUUUUGUAAGAGAUGCAUCUUUAAAAAACUCCACACAAAGAAACUUGCUGUAGAUAAGAGUGACACGGACUCUGAGUCGGAGGAGGAGGAGGACGACGAGGAGGAAGAGGAGGAGGAUCGUCCCAAAGGAAGAACAUCACCGUUGCGGAGUAGAAAUAAUAAGGGUCGUGGGACAGGAAGUGGGAGGGGUGGGGGUCGAGGUGGUCGUGGCCGAGGUGGGAGAAAAUAAUCUAAAUGUGUGCACAAUCCUAUACUUUCAAAAUACAUGCAUUGUGAAAUUAUGUAUCAGUGCCACCAAUCUGCAUUUAUAGUGAUUUAUCUUUUAAUAUGCGGGUUGAAAUUAUGUGAAUAGUUUUUAGCUAUGUUUUGUAGUACGUGUUGAUUACGGGUGGUAUCAUUUGUAUAUUACAAAAUAUACUGUUUGUAGAUUCCAUAUGAACAAUUGACAAGUUCAAGAGAUUUAAAAAGGGUUUUAUUAAUUACAUGACGAUUUUUUGUAAGAUUUUACUUGAAGAUUUUCAGAUAUGUGUAUGUACAUACAUAAGUGAGGACUUGUAAUAAGCAAUAAGAGUUAGAAACUGUGUUGUAAGUAAAGUGAACUUUAUUUAUUUACGAAUCUUCAGUUUUCAAGAUAUUUUGUACAGAUUAGGACUAAUGCAUAUCAUUUCUAUUAAUUCUGACUUCCAUUCUCUUCUGGUUUACCAUUUUUGAGAUAUGCCAAGAGAUUUUAUAGUCAAAUGACAGUAUUAAGGUUUUUAUUUUUGUUACUCACAUCUCACCACAGUUUGGAGCAAUUACAUACAACACAGUUGAUAUUAUGUAGAUAAAUAAAUAAUUGUAAAUUGAUGUAGUAAAUCUUACAGCUUUAAAGAACUUGAUCUGAUUUCUUAUUCUAUCGAAUCUGCUUCCAUUUCCAAAAUGUAUAUAUACAUAUAUAUAUUUUAAUUGUUGUAAUAAAAGUAUUAUUACGUAUGUAAGCACUCUAGACUAAAAAGACAA